Talaromyces atroroseus is the source of this 1014-nucleotide messenger RNA. RefSeq lists its product as hypothetical. The record is from RefSeq and is a predicted model, not a curated record. Lineage: Eukaryota; Fungi; Ascomycota; Eurotiomycetes; Eurotiales; Trichocomaceae. Gene Ontology annotation, biological process: lipid metabolic process. The transcript is spliced from 5 exons. Gene Ontology annotation, molecular function: phosphoric diester hydrolase activity. Bases 1 to 1014 code for a protein of 337 amino acids.
AUGGCUCAAGAGCAACUUUUUAGACGGCCCUUCUACGCCAAAGAUGGCAAGACGAGACUGCCGCAGUACGUCGCCCAUCGCGGCUUCAACAGGAUAUACCCGGAGAACACCAAGAGUGCCUUUACCGCUGCCAUUGAUGUCGGCUGCCAUGGCAUCGAGACGGACGUGCAAAUAACCAAAGACGGGGUGGUUGUUAUUUCGCAUGACUCAUCUCUCAACCGCUGCUUUGGCAUCGACAAGCUCAUCAAAGAUUGCGACUGGGAAUAUCUGAGCACCCUGUGGACGACACGCGAGCCUCGAGAGAGAAUGCUUCGAUUGAGCGACUUGCUCGAUUUCCUGAAUGCUCCGAGCAAUGCCCAUGUCUGGGUUUUGCUUGAUAUCAAGAGAAAUAAUGAUGUCAAAGUCAUCAUAAAGAAAAUCGCAGAGGUGGUCAAGUCGGGUCCGUAUGCGUCACAGCCGUGGUAUUCACGCAUUGUGCUUGGAUGCUGGACACCCGCCUACUUCCCCAGCUGCAAGGAACAUCUGCCCGACUUCCAAGCCGCAUUGAUAGGCUACAAUGUAGUCGGAGCACGAAAUGUCCUGCACACCGUGCCCAGCAUCUCCUUCAACACGCACUUCAAAUCCGUCAAGGGCCCGCUAGGAUACGGCUUUGUUGAUGCCGUUCACGGCAACAAGAAUAGCGAAGACGGCAAACGCAAACUCAUAUUCACAUGGACAGUCAACGCAGCCCGAGACAUGCGCUGGGCAAUCCGCAACAACUUUGACGCCAUUCUCACCGACGACCCGGCGCUCUGCAAGCAGAUAUGCGACUCGUGGGAUGAUGCGUACGCACAACGACAUGAGGCGGACGAUAAUAGAGUGACUCUCGGCGAGCGUUUACAUUUGGCCUUGUGGGGGUUUUGGUUCACAUUUUUCAGCUGGGUUUUUCCUAUCGUGUACCCUUAUUUGCAGCGGUUUAUGCAGGAGAAGCCGACUGUGAGAACUGAGAUAAAUGGUAGUACUUCGAGGACUUGA